AUGUUGACAAGAUCCGAGAGUGAAGAUAACAAUCUGCAAUGUCGUCGACAACGUUGCAAUCAGAGAUCAGAUAAAGCACAUUCAACCCAGAACCACGAGCCCCCAAUAGAGAGAAGAACAAAUGUACAUAUACAGAGAGAGUUGCACGCGUCCAAAACGAAAAGCGCCUUUUAUCACGGUAUACUUUUCAUCAGUUUGCCUUACUGUCGUCUCCAAUGCAGUCGUACACCCAGAAUGACACACGAUAAACUAUUUGUUCAUUUUCAUUUCAUCUCCUUCACCUAUUUUGCACUUCGUCGAAGACAGCAACAAAAGAUUACAAGACGUUGA
This is a messenger RNA of Leptomonas pyrrhocoris, 330 nucleotides long. RefSeq lists its product as hypothetical. The record is from RefSeq and is a predicted model, not a curated record. The transcript has a single exon. Bases 1 to 330 code for a protein of 109 amino acids. Lineage: Eukaryota; Euglenozoa; Kinetoplastea; Trypanosomatida; Trypanosomatidae.